Messenger RNA from Chara braunii, 6857 nucleotides. Lineage: Eukaryota; Viridiplantae; Streptophyta; Charophyceae; Charales; Characeae. The record is from the annotation of a GenBank genome assembly.
CCAUGCUAAUCUUCAUUCUCUGUAUCUUUUCCUUUCACGAAGAUAUUUUUUAACUGGCUGCUGCGCAGAAGCCAGUUAACAAAAAUGUGAGGUGACACGGCGCGUAAAUCGAGAAGUUGUGGGUCGGUGGACGGAGAGGGGAAAGGUCCAGGGGACAGGGACUCUUUUGAAAAGGCAAAACGGUCCGUGGAGUGACUUGAAAACAUGGCUAAAAUGCCCAAUUAUGGCGAAAUCGGGCCCCCCCCGAAGGAGAUUAUCUACGAGAAUACUUACAUCACAGGCCCUGAAGGUUACGGUCCGGGUCACAAGUUUCAGGCUGGAGUUGUCAGGAGGGUGAUCACUGAAGUCUUAAUGACUAAGAUGGAGGGGGCGGAGUAUGACACCUCGCGUUCACCUCAGACUGUCCGCGAGCUCACAGAGGUUAUCAAGGAUCGUGUGAAGGACUUGGGCUAUAAUCGAUACAAGCUAAUUGUGCAAGUGACUCUGGGGAAGAAAGCAGGUCAAGCAUUUCGGCUGGCGUCGCGCUGCCUCUGGGACACUGACACUGACAACUGGGCAUCGGAUGCAUUUGAAAACGAGAGUCUUUUCUGUGUCGUACAGCUAGUCGUCUGGUGCCUGCGAGCGUCUCCUGAAACUGCUACCGUCAUGGACCAAAUGGAGGAGGCCUAUCAAGCCUGGAUGCUGCUUCUGAUUACCGAAGCCAAGCAACGGUCGGAUGCAGUAGCAGCCGCAGCAAAGAAGAAGGCAGAGCACGCCGAGAAGGCACGUCUGUUGGCAAUUGAACAGCAGCGCCAACAAGACGAGGCAGCAGCAAAGGAUGCCGAUGAAGAACGACUUCAACAACGCGAGAAGAUAUUCAGCGGAGAGCGAACUUUGUUCACAAUGGUAGCAGACUGGCGGGCCGAGGCUGAGAAUGGGAAGCUGGAAGAGAGUGGAAACAAGAUCGCUCUACUCCUCUCCCAUCUCACGGACCUCCUGGCCACGUGCAUUGCACAGCAGGAGGACAUUCACAACCUUGACAACGCGGUUCAGACACACAAUCAGGUGUUUGACCAACUCACCAGCCGCCUCCAACAGCUGGAACAAACCGUCGCCGCCCCCGUUGCCAGCUCUUCCAACACCUCCAAUCGCCUCGAGGCAUUGGAGAUUGAUGUCGGAUCCCUCAAGGACGGCGUGCAGUUACAGCAAAACGCCACGCAACAGUUGGAGCAGCGGAUCUGUACUGCCGCCACUCACCCGAGAUCAAAACCGCGCGAGACAACUCCAAAGUUCGAUGAUCAGGAGAUCUUCUGCGAUUCGACGAAGACGGACCCGAUUCCGUGGUUCCGUAAGUUCGAACUCAAGUUGCAGCUACACUACUACGGAGUGGUGGCUACCGACUUCCAUACCAAGAUCAGUUGGGAUGAUCUAAAGGCGGCGUGGCAUAAGCGAUUCCAAGUAGAGCCGGCAGAGAUCAAGGCAAUGGACAAGCUGAUGGUCUUCGAACAAGGCAUGCUGCCGAGUGUUGAUUGGAUUGCCAAGUACCAACGCUUGACAUCCGUCCCAGACAUUCAAAUGGGCUUCAAAGCCAUCAAACACUACUUCAUCUCGAGGUCGUGUCCGGGCAAUGCCUUGACUCACGUCGAGGACACCCUGACGACACCGGCGGAGCUCUUUGACAAGGCCGCGCAGAUUAUUGUCACGAACGAGGAGGCUAAGAACCUCCACCGUUCGUCUUCGACAGGCCCGAGCAGAGAUCAGCAUCGGUCGAAAGUGGCCGUGGUCGCGGCGAUAACUCCAAUCGACCAAACUAGCGAGGCCAUGUCUACCAAUGAAGGGGACAGACUCGCAGCCGCCCGGGAUGGUGGCCGCCCCGGCAAAGGCCGAGGACGCGGCAAGACGAAGACAAACACCGCAUCUAGCCCUGGGCCCGACGCAACAGCUCCAGCCCCAUGGUCCCAAUACGGACCUGCAGCAGGUGCAGAUUCCAUUGUUGCUGUAACAAGCAAUGAGGUUGGAACUUUUGCAAGUGUUGCAGCCUCAGGAUCGGAACCAGCUGCUGCUGGUCCCAGCUACGCAGGUCCCUAUGUGGACCGGAAGUCGGUUCAAAUGCCGUCCAAGUACGACGGCAAGGAAGACAUCGAGUCCUGGAUCGGCUCCAUGCGGGCCUACUUCGAGAUCCUGGGGACUCAAACUGAGACCCAGGCGGUGAUCAUGGGAAUGAAUGUCGAGCCGGUCGUACGGGGCUUCCUAGAAGUCCAAACAACGCGUGCUGGGUUUCCAAAGGCUGCAUUAGCCAAAUGGCUAAGGGCCACCCCGGUUGCCUCCCUCGAAGAACUCCUUACCUCAAAAUACCAAGAUCCACAUGUUGCUGCUAAAGCAAGAAUUCAACUGGAUAAAGUGAAGCACAGCACGUGGAAUGGCUCCAUGAAAAGCCUGCAGACCUAUCUAAGCAAGUUGUUUGCCACUCCUGGUUUGGAAUUGUCCUCGCAAUCUUGCUUGGAUGUGGUCAAGGGCACGGUUCCAACUAAUUUCACUAGUCGCCUGGGCACGGGCUACAUUGCAUAUACAGACUGGCUCGCCUUAAUGAAGGACGUAGUCGGUCUGGAGGCCAUGGACCUCGUUAGCACGAUAGGCAGCAGAAAGCCCAUGGGCGACAGACGAUUCAAGAGCAGCAACUGUUUUGCUGUGCAUGACCUGCUGGAGGCCGAAGGAGAAGCCGAUGCGGUUGACCCCACUCUUGGUGACGACCAAGAGCAGGACUCCGAUACAGCUUAUUCGGUCGGCUCUAUACGCGACUUGCGACCGGACUUUGGUGAUCCCCUUGCUGAUUCCCCACCCCCACCUGUCCCAUCAGACAUUCAAGCCCUCCUCGAUCGAUUUCCGGAAGUCUUGGCUGAGCCACGUGAAGUCCCCACGCGACCGGUCCGACACACCAUCGAGUUGGUCGAGGGUGCUGUUCCUCCAAAGGGCUGCGUGUACCGUAUGGGACCCGGCGAGUUGGACGAACUCCGGCGGCAGAUCGAUGAGAUGAUUGACAAAGGGUGGAUCAAACCAAGUGAAUCUGAAUUUGGUGCUCCUGUGUUGUUUGUGCCAAAGAAAGGAGGCAAACUCCGCAUGUGUAUUGACUAUCGCGCUCUAAGCCGCAUCACAAGAAAGAAUGCUUACCUAUUGCCUCGUAUAGAUGACUUGCUUGAUGUUGCAGGCGGGUGCAAGGUAUUCUCAAAAAUCGAUCUCAACUCUGGCUACCACCAGAUUGAAGUCGAUCCUGCUGACCAGCACAAGACUGCGUUCAAGACGCGCGAUGGGCUUUACGAGUUUACCGUAAUGCCCUUCGGUCUUACGAACGCACCAGCCACGUUCCAAAGCCUCGUGGACAAGGUCCUCCGCGAACAGAUUGGUCGGUUCGUGGUAGUGUACCUGGACGAUAUCCUGAUUUUCAGCAAGUCCAUGGAGGAACACCUCAAGCAUCUUGAGGAGGUGCUUGCCAUCCUCAAAAAGACGCAGCUCCAUCUCAACUUGGAGAAAUCCGAGUUUGGGAGGGAUAGCGUCAUCUAUCUUGGGCACCGGUUGUCUGCUGCAGGCCUAGAGCCCGAGGCAACCAAGAUUGAGGUCAUACGCGAUUGGCCUCAACCUGUGAACAUUCGUGAAUUGCGUUCUUUUCUUGUUCUCGCGUCGUACUAUCGGAAGUUUGUACCCCGUUUUUCUAUCAUUGCUCAUCCAUUGUCGCGACUAACCAGCAAGAAUGUGUCUUAUUCCUGGGAUGCCGCGUGUACGGAAGCAUUUCGAACUCUCAAGGAAGCCUUGGGCGACCUACUGGGAUUCCUGUUCGGGAAGGUGGAGGAGGGCAAUCUCACCUUGAUCGCGGACGAGUUGCUGGUGUUUUUGGCUCAGCUGGCGGACAAUUUGCCCCUGGACAUCUUGUCGCACAAUGACAAGCAGCAUGGCACCCACGUGCUGUCUCGAACGCUCGAGCCGCACCUUGUGUGGUCCACGUGCACGGAGAUCGACGAGGACAAUUGUUUCUAUCCCUCCCAGACGCUCUACUUGAAGAUCGACGUUACCGAUCUCACAUUUUGGGACCCGAUUGCGAGACAAAACGUGGCGCAGAACGAAGAGAUAAGGGGAGCAGACGAAGAAGAGGAAGAACAAGAGCCAAGCAAAUCGGCUAACCGACGAGCAACCAAUAUGGCUGCCAAUGUGCAAAAUCCAGUUCCGCAACAAAAUUUUAACCCACCAAAUCAACCUGCCCCACGUGCACGAGCUCCCAUGUCGCCACCAGAUCUCUAUCUAUUUGAUCCGGCGCACCAUCUCGCAGGAGCAUGGCUGGCCACGCUUAGAGCACAGCAGUACGAUGAUCACGAAGCACAGAUCUACAUUCCGGCUCGAAUGGGAGGAGACGCUCAUCACUGGUAUAGUACCUAUGUGUGGGUGGACCUCCCGACCUUCGAACGAGAUUUCAUGACUCGAUUUGAUUAUGUCCACUCUGAGCAAGCGCUGUACAUGAUCAAGGACCGAGUGCAAAAACUGCUCGAAUCCGUCGCGGAAUAUCGAAACCGGUUCUACCGAAUGUUCGUAAAAACUGAGCGAGGACAUGUCACCUACAUGGAACAUAUAGGCCCCAAACGAGUAAUCCUAAGUGAGACUCCGAGCAUCUCUGCUCCUAUGAUACCCCCGCCUGUCAGGACAUUACCCCCGCCGCCGGUAGAGGCUCCUGUACGAUCAAACGAAUCGGCGGCCAUUUUCGAACUAACCAAAACUUUGAUUAGUUUGAUCAAAGAAAGCAAAAAGGAACAACGAGAGCACAAUGCUCGGCUGGAAGCUAUGAUAAGGAACAUGCGACCUAUGGCGGUGCGUGCCCCUCCGAUGCAACAAGGAUUAGCCCCUGCCCCUGCUCUCGGAGGAGCUGCGAACAAUCUGAAUGUUUGCUACGCCUGUCAUCAGCCCGGACAUCUAGCCCGUGACUGCCCCCACCGACCACCACAACAGCGGAUCGGAGUCGCACCUGUGGUUGUGGCCCCCAUCGCCAACGGACCUGGACGAGUCGGAGACUUGAUGGAAGAAGUAGAGGGUGGGGGAAGUGCCCUGGCCACCACAGAAGAGGCCGCCGAGCUAAUUCCGCUAGAUCAGUAUGUAUCGCUGGGAUAUCCUGGGCUAGGAAUGAUCGGAACAAUCAGACCAGUGCCAGAACCAAAAGAGGUGGCGGAGUGGCGACCGUCCUUAGGAGAAAUGGAGUCGGGAGGACCCACCUUCGUCACAGGGGAGAUCGAUGUAUUAAACAUCAUCCGAGAAUUGGACCAUCGGAUUCCCCUUCCGAUCGGUCAUCUAAUCUCGAUGUCCGAGCAAGCCAAUGAGCGAAUGUUACAACACUGUAAAGCGAAUCGAAAGCGAUUCGCUCUCGCCCGAGCACCAAACGUAAAAGCCAACGGCCCCGCGUCGGAAGAAGACCCAACAAACACUCCGGAUUCGAUAUGAGGAUUGCGGUCGGACUCAAGAAAAGUUGCGGCGGUGAAGGAAGCCCCGGUUCCCACGUCACUGACGCAGGUUCGAUCCUUCUUGGGACUGGCGUCGUACUACCGACGCUUCAUCAAGGGCUUUGCCGCGAUUGCACGACCGCUAACGAACCUGUUACGGAAGGACCAACCUCUCAGUUGGGACGCGGGGUGUCAGCAGGCCUUUGCAACCCUCAAAGACGCUCUGGCACCAGCCCCUAUUUUGAUUCGGUCGGACCCCUCGAAGCAGUUCAUUCUUAUCACGGACUGGCAACCGGAAGCCAUUUUCGCUAUUUUAGCACAGAAGGGGAGCGAUGGUCGCGAACAAGUCAUCGAGUACGCGUCUCGAACCGUACCGGACGAACGAAGAAACGACUCCGCACCUCAAGGCGAGUGCUAUGCGGUAGUUUGGGGAAUCCAACACUUCCAUCCGUAUCUCUACGGACAGAAGUUUCGCCUCGUAACGGAUCACGAGCCUCUGCUGGCGUUGAAGAAGUUCACCAACUACACGGGCAUGAUUGGUCAUUGGGCGGUGCGAUUGCAAGAAUACGACUUCGAUAUCGUCCAUCGAAAGACAGAGCGACACGGCAAUGCGGACGGGCUGACACGUCUGCAUCGACCCGCCAAGUCCGCGCGGGCUCCCACCCUCUCUUACCGUGUUAAGGAGAACAGUGCGCCGCUAUCGAGUAAGGAGAAGUGGGACGCAUGGUGGGAGAACUAUAUCGAGCUCGCCUUUUGCCUACUGGAGAUAGAGUUUCGCUGGUCAGAGGCGGCCCUAUUCGGAGAAGGACCGAAGCACCCAGAAGACAGCGUGGAGUUUCUGAUCAUCCACGCCUGGAGGACAGCGGAACAGAGCAACCUACUGGGAUUCCUGUUCGGGAAGGUGGAGGAGGGCAAUCUCACCUUGAUCGCGGACGAGUUGCUGGUAUUUUUGACUCAGCUGGCGGACAAUCUGCCCCUGGACAUCUUGUCGCACAGUGACAAGCAGCAUGGCACCCAUGUGCUGUCUCGAACGCUCGAGCCGCACCUUGUGUGGUCCACGUGCAUGGAGAUCGGCGAGGACAAUUGUCUCUAUCCCUCCCAGGCGCUCUACUUGGAGAUCGACGUUACUGAUCUCACGUUUUGGGACCCGAUUGCGAGACAAAACGUGGCACAGGACGAGGAGAUAAGGGGAGAAGACGAAGAAGAGGAAGAAGAAGAGCCAUCGAGUGAGGAAACGGACGAUCCGGACUACGUACCGGAUAGAGAGGCAGGGAUAGCCGACGAAUCAAACCAGCUGCAGGCGCAGGACGAGGGGGUGGAACCAGAAGAAGAAGAAGGAAGCGGGCUAUGAGGAUCGGAGUGCGAAGGAUUCGAGGCUGAAGUGCGCGACGCGGCGCGAAAACG